AUGGAGUUUAAUAGCUAACUCUAUGGAUGUAUUAGCAGAUGUUUACAUCCAAUAUCCAAUCAAAAAUUCUAUAAAUUGUCUUACCACCUUCAAUUUCAGAACUUAAUUUUGUCAGAUGCUACUUCAAUGUUACAAAUGAAAAUGAAAAAGUAUUUCGAAUUUGAAAUCUUACUCCAAGACUUAAAACUCUAUCAUUUUAAGAUUGUGUAUUCAACAGUCAAGAGCAAAUUCAUGAUCUAUUAGCUAAUUCAAGUGUACACAAUCUCAAGGUCAUCAACUGCUAAAAGAUAAACUUGA
This is a messenger RNA of Stylonychia lemnae, 297 nucleotides long. Lineage: Eukaryota; Ciliophora; Spirotrichea; Sporadotrichida; Oxytrichidae. The record is from the annotation of a GenBank genome assembly.